Molecule: messenger RNA, 828 nt
Organism: Orbilia oligospora ATCC 24927
Lineage: Eukaryota; Fungi; Ascomycota; Orbiliomycetes; Orbiliales; Orbiliaceae
Exons: 3
Coding region: 1-828 (275 amino acids)
Biological process (GO): mitochondrion organization
Cellular component (GO): membrane; mitochondrion
Source: RefSeq, a predicted model, not a curated record
AUGGCAACAGCUCUAAACGCCGUCUACCGCCUUGCCGUCCCCGCGGCCGUAGGUGUCGGACUCUUACAAGCCUCUCUAUACGACGUUAAAGGUGGAUCUCGCGCCGUAAUUUUCGACCGAAUGAGUGGUGUGAAAGAAACCGUUGUAAACGAGGGGACGCACCUUUUAAUCCCCUGGUUACAAAAGGCGAUUAUCUACGAUGUUAGAACGAAGCCUCGGAAUAUCAGUACUACGACUGGAAGUAAAGAUUUACAGAUGGUUAGUUUGACGUUGAGGGUUUUGCAUAGACCGGAGGUUGCUAGGUUGCCGAAGAUUUACCAGUCAUUGGGUCUGGACUACGACGAAAGAGUCCUCCCGUCCAUUGGAAACGAAGUCCUAAAAGCGAUCGUAGCCCGCUUCGACGCCGCAGAGCUGAUCACCCAACGAGAACAAGUUUCCAACCUCAUCCGUGCCGAAUUGCUCAAACGUGCGAAUGAGUUUAAUAUCGCCUUGGAGGACGUCAGUAUCACACACAUGACCUUCGGGAAGGAAUUCACAAAGGCUGUAGAACAGAAACAGAUCGCCCAGCAGGAUGCUGAGAGGGCUAGGUUUAUUGUCGAGAAGGCUGAACAGGAGAGGCAGGCAUCCGUCAUCCGUGCCGAGGGAGAAGCAGAAUCUGCCGAGACAAUCUCCAGAGCGAUCGAAAAGAGUGGCGACGGAGUCAUUCAAAUCCGAAAGAUCGAUGCUGCCAAAGACAUCGCACAAAUGCUUGCCAGCAACCCCAACGUCACUUAUCUCCCCGGCGGCGACAAUGGAAAAGGUGGAAACUACUUGCUCGGAUUACGGUGA